Molecule: messenger RNA, 1812 nt
Organism: Dendroctonus ponderosae (mountain pine beetle)
Lineage: Eukaryota; Metazoa; Arthropoda; Insecta; Coleoptera; Curculionidae
Product: pyroglutamylated RF-amide peptide receptor
Exons: 7
Coding region: 468-1664 (398 amino acids)
Biological process (GO): G protein-coupled receptor signaling pathway
Cellular component (GO): membrane
Molecular function (GO): neuropeptide Y receptor activity
Source: RefSeq, a predicted model, not a curated record
GAGCGCGAUCACCAAUCUCACUGCAUUUUCCAGCAUUCCAGCUAUAUAGCAAAUUAGAGCAACAUCUUGCUUUUCCCGGUCAUUCUAAGCAGCCAUCAGACAAAUAUCUACAAAAAAGUUCUUGUAUAUAAGUGGUAACAUUCGAUCUAUUGAACCAGUGCGGCUAUGCAGGGCAUUGGAUUAUUUUCCCCAUAUUCCUCGAUUUUCUAGCGUAUGGAAACUGGAUAAGAUUAAAUAUAGCCAUAUUUUGAGAGAUGCCUUGUCAUAUACACAACACAUCCAUACCUUCUGGCGCUAAAUGUUAAUAGUGUUUCAGUUCCGCUGAAAGUGAUUACUCAAACCGGGUUUCGAUAGUUUGUCUGGAAACUGUGAAAAAUGCUAUACAUUCGUUCCGUUCAGACUUGAGAGUUCAAAGCUUGCUAUUCAAGAACUGAACUAGAACAAAGAAAAACCGGACCUAAGACAGAAUGGCUUCUACUGAUGCAACUGAUAGUUUCAGCACGGAAAUGACCGCUUAUGAUGCAGCUGAUUCUCACUCAAUUUUUGAUUGGGCAGAAUUAGCUCCCACGUUAAUAGUAUAUGGAUUUAGCUUCAUUCUAGGAAUGACCGGAAAUUGCUUGAUCAUAUUCACCACUUUUCGAUAUGGCAGAAUGCACAGUGUGACCAAUGUUUUCCUAUCAAGUCUAGCCUCUUCAGAUUUGCUAUUGAUUAUAUUCUGCAUUCCGGUAAAGGUAGCAAAGUUAUUCUCAUAUACUUGGACAAUGGGUGUAUUUUUAUGUAAAAGUGUUCACUAUAUGCAGAACUUGUCAACCAUUUGCUCAGUGCUUACCCUGACUGCAAUUAGUAUCGAAAGAUACUACGCGAUUGUACAUCCAGUGCGAUCGAAAUACAUCUGCACCCUGAGCCAAGCCAAAUCUAUUAUUUUAGCCAUAUGGAUUGUUUCUAUAUUGCUUGCUGUCCCCACUUUAGUCUUAUGGCAUCUAAUGGAGGUGGGUCUUCACAAUGAAUAUAGUUGGUGCGUUCGAGAUUCUUCAAAGCCAUCCUUAUGGAAAUUCCAUGAACUGUACAUGCUACUUGUAAUCCUUAUAAUACCAUUUAGUAUAAUGACAUAUUCAUACACUUUUAUCUGCUGGGAAGUUUGGAAAGUUAUGGAACACAGACGCGUUAUGUGCAAUGAUCGCUCUUUAGGACAAAAACCCUCCAACAGUUCUACGUACGUGGAAGAACUGAGACCAAUGGAAAACAAGAAAAUUAGAUCAGAAGUAAAAAAUUACAGAGACGAUACAACUAUGGUAAAGCAAGUAAUUUACAUGCUGGUAACAGUUGUAGUUUUAUUCGCUCUGUGUUGGACACCAGUACUAGUGGAUAACAUCCUAACGGCUUACAAUGUACUCGGUCAGCAACGAACAGGUUUUGCCAAAUAUAUGUCAAGUACCUUCAAUCUCUUGUCGUACUUUAAUAGUUGCAUUAAUCCAAUUAUCUAUGGCUUCAUGUCCAAAACUUUUCGGGAAAGUUUCAAAGUGGCGCUCUGCUGCUCACCAGAAAAGGCGUUUAUACACCGGACUGGCAGCAAUUAUAGCAUGAGGUAUAUUUCAAGAAAUGGAUCUCAAACCAGAACUACAGCCGACGCAAAACGACAGGAAUCGUCGCUAUUUGUUACUUAACAUUGAUAAGCUAGAGAUCCAUAAAUGAUCGCUAUCACUAUUUGGAUGUGAAGCUUGCACAAAAAUGUAGUAGAUACCAUAGUAGCUAGUAGUUGUCUAAGUACAAAAUAAACCAAUUGCAAGAUAUUUCAUCUUACAAUUAACUACC